Messenger RNA from Macrosiphum euphorbiae (potato aphid), 1809 nucleotides. Lineage: Eukaryota; Metazoa; Arthropoda; Insecta; Hemiptera; Aphididae. The record is from the annotation of a GenBank genome assembly.
AUGAAUACUGUCCGGUUGUGUUUCGCCGCCACCAUCGCGUUUCUCGUUGCCACGAUAUGCUGGUCAGCCGCCGACGCUGUGGUCUGUUGCAACAGUAGUUCAGUUGCUAGCGCCGGCGGAGUCGCGUCUUGCCAGAACAAAAAUCGGACGUUCUACUCGGUUGAGGCGAUCGGCGGCGGCACGUGCGAUGACAACCAGACAGCCUUGCCAGUCCGGAAGUGCUGUCCGCCGGGCCAGCCGUACGAUCCGGAAGUGCGGUUCUGCAAACCAGCCGAUGCGGACGAAGACAAGUAUCUGCUGCAGAUGAUGCAGCUACUGAGGGAGGGAUUCCGGGUGGUGGCCGAUGCGGUGGUGGUUGGUUAUGAUUAUGAGCAGCCAAAGUGUGACGCCACGCAAUUACUAGUCGACGUGUCCGCUGUGGAGGUACUUGGGCUGAGGGAGGUGGACUCGUCGGCCAUCGAGUUGCCACCGGGCCACUGCUUUGACAUGACGCCCACCGAUGAGCUGGUGGCGCGGACGUGCCGGCUACGUGACCAGUACUGCGGCCGGGACGGUUACACGUGCGUCAACAAGUGCUGCGAGCGUGACCAGAUGUACGUCAUCGAUGGCGAUGAUUGGAAGUGCACGCAGAGAGAAAAGCCGUUCACGAUGUCCGCCUAUGAAACAGACGCGGACGGCCUUCCUGUGGGCCAGUCGAACAGCACGGUGGUGCCGUACAACGUCGAACCCCGUUGUUUCACGAAACAAAUGGUGAAGGACGGCUUCAUGUUAACCACGGAUGGCAGCCUUUACCUUACUGGUGACCACCAACGCGUACCGGACGUCUUGUACUGCGUGGAGUAUUACGCCGAGGCCGGUGCACAGGUGGACGCCGUCCUGCAGGCGUUCGUGUGCGGCGAGGACACACAGAAUGGCUGGAUGUUCAUAUUCCUUAUGGUUAAUAGUAUGGCGUCUAUCGUGUGCUUGGCGCUCACGCUGCUCGUGUAUAACACACUGCCCAGCUUCCAGAACAGCCGCAACUACUACGUCAAGCCCUACAUUGCCGUCGAGCUCAUGUCAUUCCUCUGUGCAGUAAUCAAAGAUAUUACGAAUGACAUACAUGGCUAUACAUGCGUUCUAUACGGUUAUUUUCAAUUAUUUACAUAUUUGGCAUCAUUUUGCUGGUUAAACGUAAUAUGCUACGAUAUUUACUGGAUGUUAAGGAACAAAAUUUCAGUAAACAGAAAUACAUCAACAUCAGUACGUACCAUUAUGUACCAUAUUUACUGUUGGGGAUUUUCAAGUAUUUGUGUAUUGACCGGUUAUUUAUUUCAAUAUUCACAACACGAAACGCUACUGAAAUUAUCACCCGACAUUGGAGACCCUCUUUGCUGGUUUAAAGAAAAAACUCGCUACGGAAUUUUAAUUUUCUACCUGAUACCCUCCAGUGUUAUGUUGACUACCAAUUUAAUUAUCUGCUUCCUAACUGCUAUUUAUUUUUUAAGAAUUAAAUCUGAGAUCAACGGAUUCAAAGGGUCAGAUUCAAAAACAGAAAGUUUUCUUGUUUACAAAGAGAAAUUUGUAAUGAGCACCAAACUAUUUCUGCUUAUGGGAACCUCAUAUUUUUUUUGGAUAAUAUGUUCUUUAUUCCAAAAUGAAGAGGGGAUCAUAUAUGACAUUUCUUAUGUAAUGACCAGUCUACAAGGAGUUACCAUAUUUAUUAUAUUUGUGGCCAAGCACAAGGUUAUUACGGACUUGCGCAAAAAAUUUAGACGUCCAAUGGAUCACAGGAAAUCGAAACAAAUUAACACUAUACUUGGGUCGUCAUAA